AAGUUGACCAUAGCUGAGAUCACUGAUGCCUGCUUUUCACCCAACCAAUCAGAUGGUGAAGUGUGACCAGUGCCAUUGUGAGUACAUGGCUUGCUGCCUCUUGUACCGUGGUGAUGUGGUGCCUAAGAAUGUCAACGCUGCCAUUGCUGCUAUCAAAACCAAACGCACCAUCCAGUUUGUGGACUGGUGUUCAACUGGUUUCAAGAUAGGCCUCGACUACCAGCUGCCCACUGUAGUACCUGGUGGGGACCUGGGCAAGGUCCAGACGGCUGUGUGCAUGUUGAGCAACACCACAGCUAUUGCAGAGGCCUGGGCUCGGCUUGAGGACAAGUUUGAUCUGAUGUAUGAAGGAGGGAGAGUUGUCUGAGGCCAGGUUAUAGAGUAUAAAGAGGUUGGCAUUAAUAGCGUGGGGGAAGAAGAUGAGGGAGAGAAGUAUUAA
Molecule: messenger RNA, 439 nt
Organism: Melanotaenia boesemani (Boeseman's rainbowfish)
Lineage: Eukaryota; Metazoa; Chordata; Actinopteri; Atheriniformes; Melanotaeniidae
Product: tubulin alpha chain-like
Exons: 1
Biological process (GO): mitotic cell cycle; microtubule cytoskeleton organization
Cellular component (GO): cytoplasm; microtubule
Molecular function (GO): GTP binding; structural constituent of cytoskeleton
Source: RefSeq, a predicted model, not a curated record